AUGGUGCCCUUUGACGGAGUUUUACUAUUCAUAUCUAUCCUACCGGACCUGGCACACGGCGUUCUUCACAAACGACUCGAAGAGAACUACGACGAAACGAACGGAUCCUUAAAAAUCGACCACUUACUGCUACUCUUUGCUUUCUGCCAACAAACCUUUUUCACCUUCAAUGACAGAACAUACGAGCAGAUCAAAGGAACGCCUAUGGAUUCGCCAAUAUCCAGCCUGGUUGCAGAACUAGUCUUGCAGGAGCUGGAAAAAGUCACCUUCGACCACUAUGAACCCGCAUUUUGGCGCCGGUACGUGGACAACACGUUUGUUAUAAUUAAAAGGAGCAGACUGGCCGACCUUCAAGACCUGCUUAACGACAUCUUCCCGGACAUUCAGUUCACAAGGGAAGAAGAGCAUGCCGAACAGCUGCCUUUCCUUGACGUUCUCGUCACACGUACACCCAACGGCGAACUCAGCACCACGGUGUACAGAAAUGCGACUAACACGACUCCGAUUCUCAACUACCAUAGUAACCACCCAAUGUCGCAUAAACGCAGCUGUGUUAGGACACUCUUCCAAAGGGUAAAAACGCACUACAGUGAGCCAGAGGGAAGAGUACGAGAACUACGGCAUCUUCGGGACCAAUUGGCAAGGAAUGGACACCCGAACAGCUUCGUCAGCCGCUGCCUCCGCACGCACCCACGGCAAACAAACGGAGGAGAGUCGCCAACACUCUGGCACCAUCUAUCAUAUAUAAAGAACGCGUCGUAAGCGAUGGAACGUAUCGUUGGAGAGCUCGGCAUGGGUAUCGCCCACCGUCCGACGACAACUAUAAGCAAAAAAACCAUGCGGAUAAAGGACCGACUAAGGGUGGGAGAACAAUUGGGUGUCGUUUAUCAGAUCCCAUGUCGGGACUGCCCUCGCCACUACACAGGACAGAGUGGACGUCAACUUAGCUCACGAAUAACGAAGCAUAAAAGGACGGUCCGGAGAGGCGACCAGUUGUCUCAGGUCGCCACUCACACCCUGGAGGAAGGCCACGAAUUCGACUUCGCGAGCACGCGGAUAGUAGCGCGGGGCAGCAAUAAGACAGGUCGAGAAUUGUUGGAGGCCUGGGCGUCUGACGCCGACUCUAUCAACAGACAAGUUGACACACCUCCGCUGCUAUCACGCGCUCUGUUCCCGCGGCCAAGAGGUAGGACCCAAUUCCCGGCCAAGGGUGCACGCAGUCAUGCCGCCGUGAGACGGCGUGGACUCAGCCUUAUCGCAAACACCACCCCCUCCCGCUCCGCCAUUGUUUGA
Molecule: messenger RNA, 1293 nt
Organism: Spirometra erinaceieuropaei
Lineage: Eukaryota; Metazoa; Platyhelminthes; Cestoda; Diphyllobothriidea; Diphyllobothriidae
Source: the annotation of a GenBank genome assembly